This is a messenger RNA of Hypomesus transpacificus, 1535 nucleotides long. RefSeq names its product creatine kinase B-type. NCBI's taxonomy places the organism in Eukaryota, Metazoa, Chordata, Actinopteri, Osmeriformes, Osmeridae. The coding region runs from base 116 to 1261 and encodes 381 amino acids. Gene Ontology annotation, molecular function: creatine kinase activity. Gene Ontology annotation, biological process: phosphocreatine biosynthetic process. The record is from RefSeq and is a predicted model, not a curated record. The transcript has 8 exons.
CUCCGAAGCAGCUUAAUUCUGGACACCAGUAUUAGCGUUGGUGUGUUUGUUCCUGGUCGAAAGAAAGGAUUUUUGUUUCUUUCCAUAAGAAAAGCAUCAUAAGGUGAACGCAAUCAUGCCUUUCGGUAACACGCACAACAAGCUGAAGAUGAACUUUUCUUCGGAGCAGGAGUACCCUGACCUCAGCAAGCAUAAUAACCACAUGGCUAAGGUGCUGACUCCGGAGAUGUACGCCAACCUGCGGGAGAAAGAAACUCCAAGUGGAUUUACCUUGGAUGAUGUUAUUCAAACUGGGGUUGAUAACCCAGGCCACCCCUUCAUCAUGACAGUGGGCUGUGUGGCUGGAGACGAGGAGACGUACGAGGUCUUCCAGGAGCUGCUGGACCCCGUCAUCGAGGACCGUCAUGGCGGAUACAAGCCCUCAGACAAACACAAGACGGACCUGAACCCAGACAAUCUCCAGGGUGGCGAUGACCUGGACCCCAACUACGUCCUGAGCUCCAGAGUGCGCACCGGCAGGAGCGUCCGUGGCUUCUGCCUCCCCCCACACUGCAGCCGCGGGGAGCGACGGGCCAUCGAGACCAUGUCCAUCGAAAGUUUAGACUCGCUUGAUGGGGACCUUCAGGGCAAGUACUACGCCCUGAAGAACAUGACAGACGACGAGCAGCAACAGUUGAUUGAUGACCACUUCCUAUUCGACAAGCCCGUAUCCCCCCUGCUGCUGGCAUCUGGUAUGGGCCGUGACUGGCCCGAUGGCAGGGGCAUCUGGCACAACGACAACAAGACUUUCCUGGUCUGGGUCAACGAGGAGGACCACCUGCGUGUCAUCUCCAUGCAGAAAGGUGGCAACAUGAAGGAGGUCUUCCACCGCUUCUGCACGGGCCUUACAAAGAUUGAGAGCCUGUUCAAGGACAAGGGCCAUGAGUUCAUGUGGAACGAGCACCUGGGCUACGUGCUCACCUGCCCCUCCAACCUGGGCACCGGGCUGCGUGCCGGCGUACACGUCAAGCUGCCCAACGUCAGCAAGCACGAGAAGUUUGGCGAGGUCCUCAAGAGGUUGAGGCUGCAGAAGCGCGGCACAGGUGGCGUGGACACCGCAGCUGUGGGCGGAGUCUUCGACAUCUCCAACGCUGACCGCCUGGGCUUCUCUGAGGUGGAGCUGGUGCAGAUGGUGGUGGACGGAGUCAAGACUCUGGUGGAAAUGGAGAAACGCCUGGAGGCCGGCCAGUCCUUCGACGACAUCAUGCCCGACCAGAAGUGAAAUGCUUCUCUGCUGACCUUUUGACCUCUUUGCCCCGCCCUUUCCCUCACCAGUAUUCCCCCCCCCCCCCCCCGUCCUGUGUGUCUCUCCCCGAAAACCAAUAAUCGUAAUUACAUCCAGGAAAUACACUCCGCCCAAGCGUUUAGUGACACUAAAGUUAGACGAGUCUUCCAUCAAGUGUGAUGAAGGAUUUUGUAUUUCAAAGCCGUCUUGUUGCAAAACAAUGUCGAGGAUGGAUCUUAACACCUGAAAUAAAGUCUCUUGGCCCAUGGAA